UCGUCGAACUUUACCUCAAUAAUAAUUCAAUGCUGCUUCAUGGUAUAUUCAGUCCUUAUAUUGCCUUUUCACAUACAUGCUUGGAUACUCCACGUUACACACAUAAACUUGGAUACAUCGCGUUAGAACACAAAGUACGUUACAUGUUAUCUGUAAUAAUACCUUGCUUAGUAUCAUUCACUACUGAGUAAAAAAAUAAAAAAUAAAUUGAUUAUUACGACCCCGCAACACUAUACCAUUGGGGACGGGCAUCAUUAAAAGUAAAGACGAAGAAGCUUUUGAUUGUUCAUCUAUAACCUAUAAGCGAGAUGGCAACCACGAGGAACAAAUUAGAAGAUUGCGAGGUAUGCGGUGAGGCUAAGGCACUGUACACCUGUCCGAAAUGCGAGGUUAGAACGUGUUCUCUCAGGUGUGUCAACGUCCACAAAAAGGAGUUGGAGUGUGACGGAAUUCGGGAUAAAACCAAAUUCGUCCCCCUAACGUCGUUCACCGACUUGGAUUUACUGAGUGAUUAUCGCUUUCUCGAACAAGUUAGCAGAUCAGUUGAUAUCAAAAAGAGAAAUCCAGAAAUGAAAUACACGCGUCAUAUUACUAAUCUACCAGUGCAUUUACAUAAGCUGAGAUAUGCUGCGUCUUGUAGAAAAGUGUCCCUGUUAUUUAUGCCCCAAAUCUUUAAUCGACAUAAGGAGAAUACUACAUAUCUUAAUUGGAAGACCAACAAAUUGUUCUGGCGUCUAGAAUGGAUUUUUCCACAAGCUGAAAAUACAAAAUGCAUAAUGGACAGAGCUCUAGACAGCGUAAGAUUAUCAACAUUGGUAGAACAAGUUUUAGAUCCAGUCUCUUCAACAGAUAAAGCUGAUAUCGAAAAAUUGAAUACCACAAUGGUUUUAGCUGAUAAACUGCAAUUUUAUAGAGCAGUUGGAUUAAGUGGUAUCAAAGUUUUUUUAAAAGCCGAGAAAAUAAAAAAGGCAAAUUCUAGAUUUUAUGAUUUGGAUCUUACACUUACAUUGAAAAAAAAUUUGGAGAAUAAAACUAUAAUAGAGUUUCCAACAUUACAUGUCGUUAUGAAGGAUCACUCGAAUAUAUACGAAAUUAUAGACACUGAUGAAGAAACGAGUGACACAGAGUGUACAAGUCGAGAAACGAGGAAAAGAUACAAUGAUGAUAAUAGAUCUAAUAAGAACAAAAAAGAUAAGUCAGUAAAUUAUUUUUUCAAUGAUUUUUCUGGUUCUGAUGAUGAAAAAACAGACAAUAAAUUAAAAAGGAAGAAACAGUCGCUUGAUAUACCAAAUUAUGAAGAGUUAAUAAAAAUGUGAAAAUUUAUGUUCAUUAUUAUAAAUGUUUACUUAUAUAGAUAUUUUUAUUGUAAAUACAUCACCAUUAUAAUUUUAAUACAGAUGAAAUACAUACAAAUAUAGUGGCAUUAACCUUUUCGGUAAUACGGAAUAGUACCCUACAUAGCUGGAAUAAAAAUAGUAAUUCUUACUCUGAGCGCAUAUGCGCGCCCACAGACCAAAAUGAGCUUCUUAUUUCAAGUGCCAACAGUAUUAAAAGGGUUAAUGACAUAUAGCCAUUUAUAUAAUAUA
Solenopsis invicta (red fire ant) is the source of this 1586-nucleotide messenger RNA. RefSeq names its product box C/D snoRNA protein 1. The record is from RefSeq and is a predicted model, not a curated record. The coding region runs from base 309 to 1316 and encodes 335 amino acids. Gene Ontology annotation, biological process: maturation of LSU-rRNA from tricistronic rRNA transcript (SSU-rRNA, 5.8S rRNA, LSU-rRNA); snoRNA localization; box C/D snoRNP assembly. Gene Ontology annotation, cellular component: pre-snoRNP complex; nucleus. Lineage: Eukaryota; Metazoa; Arthropoda; Insecta; Hymenoptera; Formicidae. The transcript has 7 exons.